AUGGGAAAUCUAACGAUAUAUCUUGGCGCACUUCUUUUUUGUCUUUUAGCGCUAAUCUACACUUUCGAUAUUUCCUCAACGCUUUCAACCAGCUACUCUACUGUACAAGCCAUUCAAAAAUCCCCCACAACUCGAACAUUUUUAGGGAUCUUUCUAGUAUCUCUCUGCAUCUUCUUCAUUUAUUCUUUCAUUUCUAAGCCGCAAUCCAAAAGAUCUUCUAAAGUCUAUGCUCAGCGUAUUAAUCCUCACGAUUAUCAAAACCAAGCCUCAGAAUAUACUAAAGAAAAGCUGAAUGAGCUUUACUCAAGCCCAGAAUUCCAAACCUUUAUGGCACAGAAAAGAAACGCUAGGCCAUCAGAAGAGCCUCUUUAUGAAUUAUAGGAAUUGCCCGAGGAUGGCGCUAUCUUGCGCCAUCCUCGGGCAAUUCAAUAAUGGCCCCACACCGGGAAUCGAACCCACGUGUGGGGCCAUUUUUUGGUGCGUGUAAGUCGAUGUUGGCCACACACCAAAAAUGGCCCCACACGUGGGUUCGAUUCCCGGUGUGGGGCCAUUUUUUGAAUUGCUCGAGGAUGGCGCAAGAUAGCGCCAUCCUCGGGCAAUUACUAUAUCAGAUGACGAGCUUUCAGAUUAA
Blepharisma stoltei is the source of this 631-nucleotide messenger RNA. The record is from the annotation of a GenBank genome assembly. NCBI's taxonomy places the organism in Eukaryota, Ciliophora, Heterotrichea, Heterotrichida, Blepharismidae.